AUGCAAAAUAGUGUUGUUGGAAGAUAUUUUGAUACUUUUCUCAAAGAUGAGCCAGGAUUUUAUCCAAAAAUUCUUUUUAAUACUUUUUGGGUUAAAGGAUUAAAGCCUAGAACAAAAUAUACAUUUACUGUUCGAUCUGUUCUUUCUAAUGGGGAAGAAUCUGAAGAUAGUAAACCAUUAAUUGUAACUACACCAACAAAUUAUAGAAAGAUUGUGGACAUAUCAAAAGUGGGAGCUGUAGGUGAUGGAAAAACAAUGAAUACAAAAGCAAUACAAAAUGCCAUAGAUAGCUGUGCUACUGGUUCUCUGUCUUCAUAUGACUGUAAAAUUAGAAUCCCCAGAGGAACUUUCCUAACUGGAAGUAUAACUUUAAAAUCAAAUAUGACUUUGGAAUUGGCAUCUGGAGCUGUCUUGCUAGGUUCCCCAAACAGUAAUGACUAUCCAAUGAUUCCGAGAUUAAAUAUGCCUUCAGCUUUAAUUAACGUUAUUGAUCAACUGCAUUCUCAAAAUAUUCGAAUUGUUAGUAGUGGGGGUACUAUUGAUGGUAAUGGAUGGAAAAGAGACACUACAAUAAUAGAUGAAAUUGGAAAUCCUUUACCUCAUUAUGUUCAAGGAUCAGCACAAACAGUUAAACAAUAUGGGGUUUUAGCUGCAAGUCAAGUAACAAGUAAAGACAAAUAUGGGAGUGCACGUUCUACAUUACUAUUAUUACUUGGAAUUACAAAUUUACAUAUUGGAGGCAGCAACCUAACCCUUCGAAAUCCAUCUAUGAUUACUAUGGCUAUUGGAAAUAGUCGUAAUGUUGUAUGUAGUAAUUUAUAG
Messenger RNA from Meloidogyne enterolobii, 822 nucleotides. NCBI's taxonomy places the organism in Eukaryota, Metazoa, Nematoda, Chromadorea, Rhabditida, Meloidogynidae. The record is from the annotation of a GenBank genome assembly.